CCGCGGCGGAGGGGCGGGCGGCUGCGGCGGGGCGCGGCGGUUCUCCUCCCCUGCGCUGUCGCCGCGGGUGUGUGCGCACGGAGCCGUGUCGGUGCCCCAGCCGCCGCCGCUGCCGUUGCCUGCAAUGGCGUUGAGGCGCCGCGGCGGUUACUGCCUUCUGUCAGGCGGGCAGCGGCAGCGGCCGUUCUCCACAGAGGCGCCGGAGGAGGAGUGGGGGCAGCGCUGAGGCGGGAGGCUGGGGGAGCCCGCCGCGGUUCCUGGCUGGGUGAAAUCAGCUGUUAUUCUCCAGCACCCUCACUUACACUGAUUGGCCAGACUAUUUGCCUCCGGAUCUCCUGUUGAGUAUGGCCCUGCCGAAGGGCAGUGUCCCCUGAGAAAACCACUCCUCCAGCCCUGUCUGGGCUGUGGCCGGCUACAGAGAGUGGUGCUGCAGAAACUAUGUAACUUGGUUUUGUGCUCUGGAGCAAACAUGAUGAAAACAGAGUCUUCAGGAGAAAGAUCAACCCUCCGAAGUGCUUCUCCUCACAGGAACGCUUACAGAACUGAGUUCCAGGCGCUGAAAAGCACCUUUGAUAAACCCAAAUCAGAAGGAGACCAAAAAGCGAAAGAGGAAGGAGAGGGCUCGCAGAGCAGGGGAAGGAAAUAUGGCUCAAAUGUCAAUAGGAUUAAGAACUUGUUUAUGCAGAUGGGCAUGGAGCCCACUGAAAGUGCUGGAGUUACCCCGAAAUCCAGGGGGAAGGGUGGCCCUCCCUCACCCAAGAGACGAGUUAGGCCCAAAGAAUUUGUAGAAAAAGCGGAUGGUUCCAUCGUCAAGUUGGAGUCGUCUGUCUCGGAGAGAAUCAGUAGGUUCGAUACGCUCCACGAUGGGCCUUCCUAUUCCAAAUUUACGGAAACCCGGAAGAUGUUUGAGCGCAACGCUCAUGAAAUGGGACACUCCAAUCGCUAUUCCCCAAAGAAAGAGAAGGUGGUUUCCAAUGAGCUUCCAGAAGGGUGGUGCAGCUCCAAGUCUCAGAGAGGCAGCACAGACUCGCUGGACAGCCUCAGCCCCAGGACAGAGACUGUCUCGCCGACCGUCAGCCAGCUCAGCGCUGUGUUUGAGAAUGCCGAUGCGCACAAUGCGGUCACUGCAGACAAGUCGGAGAACAGUGAGGAGUACUCCGUAACUGGACACUACCCUCUGAACCUCUCCUCCACUGUCACAAGUAUCUCCUCCCCAGCUGCAAACCUUGAGGGCUUCAGCCCUUUGAAAGAUGGCAGCACAUGGUCUCCCCCAGCCAAGCAGAGUGCGGGCAUGGUGUCGCCUGAGAGCUGUCAGCAGAACAGCACGCUUUCAGCACCGAGGCAGAAGACGUCCACGGGCACUUUGGCAAGUUCAAAAACAGUUGAAGAAAUAAAAAAGAGUGCAGAGGCCAGUGCUGAUUCUCUUGAGAGCUCUGCAGCACAUCAACAGGAUUUGGUCAACGUGCUUGACAGCGAAAGAUCUACGGACAGCUGUGCUAGGAGUAAGUCAAAAACAGAGACAGAAGUUUUGUUGCAGCAAAAGGAACGGUCAGAGCACGCAGAGGGUGUCUUUGAUAGCCCUGAAGCUGCAGAAUUGCCAAGGAAUGCAUCUUCAGGUGGUGAUUUUGCUACAAAUGCUGUUUCAGAUGCUACUGAGUCCCAAUAUGAUGAGGCAAGUGAAAAAGAAGUGCAAGAAGAUGGAAGUAAUUUGCAGAGCUCCCAUGUGUACAUGCACUCUGACUACAGCGUCUAUCGGGUACGCUCCAGAUACAACUCUGACUGGGGAGAGACAGGGACAGAGCAGGAUGAUCAGGAUGACAGUGAUGACAAUAACUGUUAUGAACCUGAUAUGGAAUAUUCUGAAAUUAAUGGAUUGCCAGAUGAAGAUGAAAUCCCAGCCAACAGAAAAAUCCAGUUUAGCCGUGCUCCAAUUAAGGUUUUCAAUACAUAUUCCAAUGAAGACUAUGACAGGAGAAACGAUGAAGUUGACCCAGUGGCUGCAUCAGCUGAGUAUGAGCUUGAGAAGCGUGUGGAAAAACUGGAGCUGUUCCCAGUUGAACUAGAAAAAGAUGAAGAUGGACUUGGCAUAAGCAUUAUUGGAAUGGGAGUUGGAGCAGAUGCAGGCCUGGAAAAACUGGGAAUUUUUGUCAAAACAGUAACUGAAGGUGGGGCAGCAGAAAGAGAUGGCAGGAUCCAAGUGAAUGACCAAAUUGUGGAAGUUGAUGGCAUCAGUCUGGUUGGUGUUACCCAAAAUUUUGCUGCAACUGUUCUUAGAAACACAAAAGGCAAAGUCAGGUUUGUCAUUGGCCGAGAAAAGCCAGGCCAGGUGAGUGAGGUGGCGCAGCUGAUCAGCCAGACUCUGGAGCAGGAACGCCGCCAGAGAGAGCUGCUGGAGCAGCACUACGCACAGUAUGAUGCAGAUGAUGACAAGACAGGGGAAUAUGCUACAGAUGAAGAAGAUGAAGACAUGGGACCUGUCCUUCCAGGAGGUGACAUGGCUAUUGAGGUGUUUGAUCUCCCUGAAAACGAUGACAUGUUCUCCCCCAGUGAUGUGGACACCAACAAGCUUGCUCACAAAUUCAAAGAGUUGCAAAUCAAACAUGCAGUUACAGAAGCUGAAAUUCAGAAGCUGAAGACAAAGCUGCAGGCUGCUGAGAAUGAGAAGGUGAGGUGGGAAUUAGAGAAGACCCAACUCCAGCAGAACAUUGAGGAGAAUAAGGAGAGGAUGAUGAAAUUAGAGAGUUAUUGGAUUGAGGCACAAACCCUGUGUCACACGGUGAAUGAGCACCUCAAGGAGACGCAAAGCCAGUAUCAGGCUCUGGAGAAGAAAUACAACAAGGCAAAGAAAUUAAUCAAGGAUUUUCAGCAAAAAGAGCUUGACUUCAUCAAGCGCCAGGAAGCUGAACGAAAGAAACUAGAAGACUUGGAGAAAGCACACCUUGUGGAGGUUCAAGGCUUACAGGCUCGUAUACAAGACUUGGAAGCAGAAGUUUUCAGGCUAAUGAAGCAAAAUGGGAGCCAGGUUAACAAUAACAACAACAUUUUUGAAAGGCAGACAUCUUUUGGAGAAGUUUCUAGAGGAGAUCCAGUGGAAAAUCUAGAUACUAAGCAAGUGUCCUGCCUGGAUGGCUUAAGCCAAGAUUUCAAUGAAGCAGUGCCAGAAACAGAGAGGCUGGACUCCAAAGCUCUGAAGAAUCGAGCUCAGCUUUCAGUGAAGAACAAGCGGCAGAGGCCUUCCAGAACGAGGCUGUAUGAUAGCAUCAGUUCAACGGAUGGAGAGGACAGCCUGGAACGAAAGCCGUCAAACAAUUACAGUAGUCCCAUGCACAUUUCAAAACCACCACUGCCCUUAUGCAUGAGACCAUCCUCACCAGCAUCAGAUUCUGGUGCUUCCUCCCUGUCCCCCGUGGCUAGCAGUGCAGCAAUCUCACUUGACAACUUAACUGAAAACCAAGAAGAAGGACAACAGCACAAAGGAGAUGUCCUUUCCCUGCCAGCUCAGGGAGACACUCCACUUUCCUCUCCUUCCAAAUCUGGGCACAGCUCCGAGGCAUCUCCUUUGCAUCACCCAGCUGGCAGGAAUAUUUUACAGGACAAAGAUGGUGCCACAUGUGCUCAGGCAGCAAGAACAACUGGCCCUGCUAUAGGGCAUACAGAAAAGCUAAAGCGAAAGCUUGCAGAUCUUGGGGCUCCCUUGAGAAGGAGUUCAAACAAGGGCAAGAAGCGGAAAGAGAAAGAAGCUGUUAGGGUGACCUGUGGCAGUAGGAUGGCCAAGGAUGUGCUGCAGAAGCCAGCCAGCACUAAACCUUUAUCAGAGAGAUCCUCCUCUCUCCCACACUGUGUACCAUUCACAUGGUAUGGAGAGAGUGGCAAGGGAUCCAAUUCUUCUAGCAACCUGCCGUCGCCCACCAGCUCAACUGAACCUUCCUCUGAAAACAUAAGUCCAGCUAAAAAAGGGUCAAAGAAUUUCACGUUCAACGAUGAUUUCAGUCCCAGCAGCACGAGCUCAGCUGAUUUGAGUGGCUUAGGAGCAGAACCUAAACCCCCAGGUUUCUCACACUCCUUGGCACUGUCUUCAGAUGAGAGCCUGGAUAUGAUUGAUGAUGAGAUCCUGGAUGAGGGGCAGUCUCCCAAGCACAGCCAGUGCCAGAGCCGUGCCGUUCAGGAGUGGAGCGUGCAGCAGGUGUCCCACUGGCUGAUGAGCCUCAACCUGGAGCAGUAUGUGUCUGAAUUCAGUGCCCAGAACGUUAAUGGGGAGUAUCUCCUUCAGCUGGAUGGCAGCAAGCUCAAGGCUCUCGGUAUGACAUCUUCCCAGGACAGAGCAGUCAUUAAAAAAAAACUAAAGGAGAUGAAAGCAUCCUUGGAGAAAGCUCGCAAAGCUCAAGAGAAGAUGGAGAAGCAAAGGGAAAAGCUGCGGAGGAAGGAACAAGAGCAGCUGCAGAGGAAAUCGAAGAAGCCAGACAAGUGUUCGUCAGACGCGACAGAGGGCGCCAACGAGCAGUGACCGGCGGCUGCCCUGUGGGCAGGCAGAGGCACCUCAAGGGAAGAGAAGCUCAGAUCACUCUGGUGCCCCUGCAGCUUCCUUGUGCUGCUUGCAGGAGGGUGUGCACAGCGAAGCGGGGCUGUACAUAGAGUGCCCGGGCAGGUCUCCAUUGUGUAGGUUCCUUUUCCCUCAUACCCAGCUCCCACACCUUGCGGUGCGGUGUGGCACGAGCCCAGCCCCUCGGUUUGUUUCGUUGUUGUUGACAGCUGACAGAUUUCAUGUUUGUGUGGCAAUGUUUCCUUCCAAACUUCUCUGUUGAGCUUGGUGUGUUUGGUCACAUCAGUAACCAGCAUGAUGCUGAGGAGCACGGUCCACUGCUUCACCUCUUCUGAACAGGGUGGCCAGUCAGAAGGACUGGGGGACUUUUCUUCAGCUGAAUAGAAGGAGUUGUGCUCUGUCUGGUAAGAGUUGACUUCACUUUCUAACUGGAAGUUCAGAUUCUUCCCAGUGUUUGGAUACUCAACUCUGUCAACCAGAGUAAGUUUCGUCUUGGUCAGUACCUUGAAGCAACACUGCUCUGGAAACACAACUGUUCAGUGACGUCUGAUCAUACACUGGAGAUCAAGUCAGGAAAGUUGAUAUCCACCCUGGGUCAGAGACAGGAGGUGGAACUCUAUCUGUUAACUGCACAAUAACUAACCCAGGAAGGAGGCAAAGCCUUAACUGAUUCUGUGGGUUUACACAGAGAUCUGAGGAUAACAUUUAUCCUGCAGGUAUCUGAGCAAGGAGGAAUCUCUCUCACUAGAGCACAGCCUGUAGAUCUGUACAAAUCUCCUUGUGCUCCCGGUGUGUAGGCAACUUUCUUAUAGCACACUCUGCUUUCUUUUUCAUGUGUUUUGAACAGGAAACUGGGCUUACUUUCUUUCAGGGUUUGGGUGGUCUUUUUCCCCUCCCCAAGUAAAGCACCACAUCUUCAGAGUCCUUCUCCAGGAAGCACUGUGGAGAAUAAAAGCUUUGUGCUGCGCUGUUAUGAAGCUGUUGCUGGAAAUGGUUGUCAAACUGGAGUGUGCUAAAGAGGUGUAGUUCUUACAGAAGUGCACUGUAAGAAGAGGAAGAGGAGGGAUUCUGGUUGAAUUGUCUCCAAUGUUUUUAAAAUCAGCGCUGCCAUGGAGGUGAUGGUUACAAACUCAAAGCUGCCAUCUGUUAACUGGUUGGAUUGAUGUGUUUAAAGAAUAUCCCCAUAAACCCCAGAAUUUUGGGGCCUAGGCUCUAGAAUGUUUUGAUGGCUUAGCAGUGGUCAUGUUCCAUCCUUCAGAUUUCUCUCUUCCUGGUCCAUGAGGCCAUUGGCAAAGCCUGCAGUGUAGUUCUGGCUGUGUCAGCAGCAGUGUAGAGCUGGCACUGCAAGGUGUUACUGCCUCUUAAAAGCAGUGUUAAAGUAUGCAGUAUUUCUUCAGAAGAAUGGAGAGACACCAGGCAAACACCCACAAUGAGACGCCAGAGGUGUCAGCUUCCUGCUUUGCAGUCAAACUCAACCACACAGCAGCAUUUAUGGUGUAGAAACCUCACUGCCCUUUCACAGCAUCACAGAAUGGUAGGGGUUGGAAGGGACCUUGUAAGAUCAUCAAGUCCAGUCCCCCUGCCGGAGCAGUCUUCAUGUAGCCAGGCCAACCCAGAAGUCAUUUAAGAUCAGGCUGGAAUGCUGAACUUAAAACUUUGCCAGCAUAAAAAAAUGCAAAUGCUGGAGUUCUGCUGAAGAAAAUCUUUGGUUUAAUUAGGCUUGGCUUGUAUGGCUCUGUACUUGAUGGCAUUCAGAUUUGUUUCUGAAGCUCAGAUGUGGAACAGUUGGGGUGCAGUGUUUACAGCUCAAUUGCUUUUGGUCCUGAGAAUUAAUUUCUUUGACAAGUGAAAGGGUUUGUGGACUGAGAGAGCCUUGUUGCUUCAAAAUGAACACACACCAGAUCUACUUAGCCUUAGCUUGCGUUUUCCUUCCCAAUCCAGUUCCUACACCUUUCUGAUGUAUAUUUUCUUCAGGUCUACAAAUGAAAUUGCCCUCAAAGAUAGCUCCUCCCAUUUCUAAAGGCUUGGGAUAUUUUUGUUGAAAUAGGGAAAAUAAACCAAAACAGCAGCAAACACUUGGUAACAAGAACUCCACAUUGCAGCCAAUCUUUCUGUGCUCUUUGUAGGAGAAAAUAAUGCCAGAAAUGGUUUUUUUUAACAUGUUUAUAAAAUGAGCAUUCUGCUAUUUUAGGAGGUCAUCCAUUCAUAUGUGAGUAAGAGAGAACUGAUCUGGGGAAACUGGAAACUUACCUAUUUUAAAUACAAUGUUGACAAAUGCAUUCAGUGAUUGGGUUUGGUUUAAAUGACGUUUACACUUGUAGCCAUGUUGUAAGUGGUUUCUAUAUGAUCACCCAAAGUGUUGUGUCCCUGGUUGAUGUUGGGUUUGUGGAAGGCUGAGGAGACUUGCUUGGCAGUUCCAGGUUGAGUUUUCAUCCUUGCUGCUUAGAACUGUGUCUGCUUAGUCCCUUGGGAAAGCAGCUUCUUAUUCUGCUAGAGUAACUGGUUGGACUUGAUGAUCUUGGAGGUCUCUUCCAAUCUGAUUGAUUCUGUGAUUGGGCUUCGAUCCUUCAGGUAUUCAGGGAGGUUUUGUUGCUUUGUGCUAAGGUUGUUUUGUUUUUCAUGGAAUGUUAGGGGUGAGACCUUGAAAGAUUGAGUCCAACCCCCCCUGCAUGAGCAAAAAAAAGCACCACCAAAAACCUAACUUAAAACCCAACAACCCCAAACCAAACCAAAAACCCACCCUAAACCUAAGUUUAAAAAAACCCACCACACCAAAA
This is a messenger RNA of Dryobates pubescens (Downy woodpecker), 7317 nucleotides long. RefSeq names its product protein phosphatase 1 regulatory subunit 9A (gene PPP1R9A). The transcript has 20 exons. Gene Ontology annotation, cellular component: cytoplasm; postsynaptic density; dendrite. Gene Ontology annotation, biological process: actin filament organization; neuron projection development; calcium-mediated signaling. Gene Ontology annotation, molecular function: actin filament binding. The coding region runs from base 470 to 4504 and encodes 1344 amino acids. NCBI's taxonomy places the organism in Eukaryota, Metazoa, Chordata, Aves, Piciformes, Picidae. The record is from RefSeq and is a predicted model, not a curated record.